CACCCGCAGCUGAGGGCGGCCCCAUGCCGGGCUGCGGGCACUGCCGGCCGCACCCCCGGGCCGGAACGGGGCGGAGCGGAGCGGGGCGGCGCGGAUCAUUCCGGCGGCGGCGGCUGCGAUGGCGGCGGGCGGAGCGAUGCUGCGGGCGUUGGGAUUCGCCGCCCUGCUGCUGCCUGCACUGCACCGCGGGGAGCAGGGAUCGGCCGAGAGACGGUGCUUCUGCAAGGUCACUGGCCAUUUAGACGACUGCACUUGUGAUGUAGAAACCAUCGAUGCCUUCAACAACUACAAGCUGUUUCCUAGGCUGAAUCGACUCCUGGAAAGUGACUAUUUUAGAUACUACAAAGUAAACCUGAAGAAACCGUGUCCAUUCUGGAAUGACAACAGUCACUGUGGAAUAAGAGACUGUGCUGUAAAACCCUGCCCAUCUGAUGAAGUCCCUGAUGGAAUCAGAUCUGCAGGUUACAAGUAUUCAGAGGAAGCCAACAGCCGCGCUGAAGAAUGUGAAGAAGCCAACAGACUGGGGGCUGUGGAUGAGUCGCUGAGCAAGGAAACCCAGCAGGCGAUGCUGCAGUGGACGUGGCACGAUGACUCUUCAGACAGCUUCUGUGAAGCUGAUGACAUCCAUUCUCCUGACGCAGAGUAUGUGGAUUUACUCCUGAAUCCUGAGCGCUAUACCGGCUACAGAGGACCAGAUGCCUGGAAGAUAUGGAACAGUAUUUAUGAAGAAAACUGCUUCAAGCCUCAGAAUGUGAAAAGACCUUUGGCAUCCGGUGGAGGAGACGAUGGAGGUGAGUGCUCCUGUUUCUACCCAUGCCACAAACAGGUCUUUGUGUUAAAAACACAAGUACUGGGAGGCUUCAGGAUUCAUGGCGUAGCGGUGGUCAGUGUGAAACACUGCCUUGUGUCACUGUACACAUAUGUUCUGUUUCUUUCUAAUAAAAAUACCCCCUCCUCACACUUAGCAGUAAAGAAGAGCAAUCUGUGGCCUUUGUUUCCCUGUAAGUCACAGCAUCACGCAGUGCUUUUGCCCCCUGCCAGCUCUUGCCCUGAACAGAAUGAACACGGUUGGAUUUGGAUGAAUACAUGGAAGAAGAGCUGGUUAGUGCAUAACCGUGAUCAGUUUUCAUCUCUUUUCCCUCAGGAGGAAGUCAGGCUACACUUCAAGAACAUUUCUAAGAUCAUGGACUGCGUUGGCUGCUUCAAGUGUCGCCUGUGGGGGAAGCUGCAGACACAAGGCCUGGGCACGGCAAUGAAGAUCCUCUUCUCUGAAAACCUGAUAGAGAAGAUUCCUGAGAGCGGCCCUUCCUAUGGAUUCCAGCUGACGAGACAAGAGAUCGUGGCUCUGUUCAAUGCCUUUGGAAGGAUUUCAACAAGUGUCAGAGAGCUGCAGAACUUCAGGGACAUCUUACGAAGCGUGCGGUGAAUCCAGCAGAGAAGGACUGAAGUUUUCCUGCUCCUUCCUGGGUCCUUCAGCAACAGGCAGCCACCUCAAUCCCGCUGUGCUCUGAGCACUGCAGGUACCUCGAGCUCCUGCUGCCAAAUAUUUUGUACAAAACCAAAUCCUGUUGUUUUGUAUAAAAGCGAGGGCUGGACGUAAAGCUGUUUUAUACAGAUUAUUCUGAAUGACUUCUUUAAAUGCUGCUGUACUGGUUGGAGGGGUGAGACCACUGCCUUUACCUUCAGAGCUGAAGGUAGAGCCUGAAUAAAGCUGGGGAAGAUUCCUCCA
Coturnix japonica (Japanese quail) is the source of this 1729-nucleotide messenger RNA. NCBI's taxonomy places the organism in Eukaryota, Metazoa, Chordata, Aves, Galliformes, Phasianidae. The record is from RefSeq and is a predicted model, not a curated record.